CGCAGCUGAAUUUUACAAACCCGUUCGUAACUGGUCAUUGUUAUAAAAAAGAAGUGUACAGCGGUUCAAAAUUUUAUCAAACUAGUGGUAUAUUUUAAUAUGAUGAAUCACGAGAAAGAAUUGUACAAUAAAAUAAAUACACUGCAGACAGAAAUGCUGGAGUUCAGUAAACGAAUCAGUCCAGCCAAGAAUGAAGAAGAAAGAAGAGUAAAGGAUGAUUCCUGUGUUCAGCCUGAUGAAUCCAAGUCAAAACUGUGUCAGAGUACAUUGUCUAUUUUCAAAAUUCUUAUAUGUACAACUGGAUCUCUUUUAUUUCCUACAGCAGUUUAUUAUAUAGAAGGCAAAACUAUUCUUUUCUGGCAGGCAACAGCCAUUUCUUGCUUGAUAAUAUUUUUAUUGAUAUUCAUGUUAUUUUCUGCUAUUCAUUGUCAAGUGGAUAGGCUCAAGAUAUAUAUGAAAGCGCUGUUGAAUACAAAAAGCAGUAUAACAAAAGAGCAGAUCUUCAGUAUAAUUGUUAAAGUAAAGCAGAUUGAAUUUUGUAAUAAUUUAACUAGUAACAUCGUGUAUAUUAUACUAUUGCUUGGUAUCAUCAUGUUUUCUAGUAUCACAGCCUAUAAAAUUGACCUGUUAUUUAUUUUUUAUGCUUCAUUAAUAAUAAUUGGCUUUAUUAUAGGCAUUUUAACAACUAAAGUGCAAAACAGUUGUACAAAUGAAUUACCACUGCACAGCUCAGGCAUUAAAUUACAAGUUACAAAAGCCUCUCCCACAGCAAAAAGAGAACUUAAAUUUUCAGACAUGUUCUAUCCAAAAAGGCCUCAGUCUUAUAUUAACUCAAUAUCUCCAACUUCUCAAAAUACUGAAAGUUGUAUGGAAAAACUAAGCCCAAAUUUAAAACCAAAUACUCCACCUCCAAGCUACUUUGAAGCAAUACGUAAUAUUGAAAAUUUAGAUUUAUCUCCAAAUUUCAAUUUUCUCAAGAAUUUAGAAUGAUUUAAUAUAUCUACUUUUAUGGCAUA
Molecule: messenger RNA, 1016 nt
Organism: Stegodyphus dumicola
Lineage: Eukaryota; Metazoa; Arthropoda; Arachnida; Araneae; Eresidae
Source: RefSeq, a predicted model, not a curated record